AUAGUACUCAAUAUAAUAAUCUAGGAUUACUAUAUCUUCAAGAAGUAAUACAAAUUAACUAUAUCACAGAUGAGUAUAAAGGGCCAUACAACCUAGCUACCUAUAUUCUCUACAAGCUUGCAAAAGCUAUAUAUAAGGAAAUAUGUAUCUCACGAUACCAAAAAGUAGCAAAUCAGAUACAGCAAACUCCUAGGCAAAUAGAAAAUAUAGACCAAGUACAGCUAUCUAUAUCAACAAAUACAAGAAGCAAUGAAGAUACUGAAAAACAAAGAACUCUAAAAAGAUUGAAUGCAAAGCUCAAAAUCUGA
This is a messenger RNA of Scutellospora calospora, 308 nucleotides long. The record is from the annotation of a GenBank genome assembly. NCBI's taxonomy places the organism in Eukaryota, Fungi, Glomeromycota, Glomeromycetes, Diversisporales, Gigasporaceae.